AUGAAUCAAAACGGUUUUAGUACUGGUGAAGAAGAUUCACGUGGCCCACUUGAUAAGAUUUGCUGUUUACAGGAAGAUGGAUUUCGCUGUCAACGACAAGCUGGAAACGCAUCAUAUAGUAAAAAAAUUCGCAACACUGUCAGACAACUUAAACUACAUUUGGACGCAGUUGCAAGACACAUCUACAUUUGUGAUCAUCACAAGAGUAUGAUUCAAAGCGCUAGAACGCUGAAACCAUCUAGUCAAGAUGAAGCACCAGAGGUAGAUUUUUCACAACUACAGAUGAAUACGCUUAGGCGCUAUAAAAAACAUUUUAAAGUAGUGACCAAACCCAGUCUGAAUAAAGCUCAAAUGGCAGAGACAUUGUUAAACCAUUUUAAAACCAUAUCUGUUAAUGAAAAAGAAGCCCUUACAUUCUUCAUAUACACAAUCAAGACAAACGGUAACAAAUUAGAUCAAAAAAAUGGAAAUAAUAAUUCAGACACACCGUCGUAGUAUAAUUCUGUAUUUUCAAUUUGUAAAAUUUUUUCUUAAUAUGUAUUAUGUAUGUUUAAUGUUUAUCAUUAGUAUUAACAUUAAUUUAUAAUGUAAACAAAAUAUUCAAAUAGUUAAGGGGAAAAAUUUUAUAGAUCUUUCCCUAAAUUAGUGAUUAAAAAUUGUAUGUUCUGUGUUAAAUCAAUAUUUUUAUUUAUAUAUUUAUUUACUUCUCCUUAAAAUGUAGUGUUUAAAAACAUUUCUUUGAAUCAAUUAUGUUAUAAAUUAUAUGCCUUGAUAAACAAUGAACUCAUUUUGAGUUCAAACUUAAAAAUAUAUUUUUUUUAAUCUCUUUUG
Myzus persicae (green peach aphid) is the source of this 831-nucleotide messenger RNA. RefSeq names its product histone deacetylase complex subunit SAP30 homolog (gene Sap30). NCBI's taxonomy places the organism in Eukaryota, Metazoa, Arthropoda, Insecta, Hemiptera, Aphididae. The transcript is spliced from 3 exons. The record is from RefSeq and is a predicted model, not a curated record. Bases 1 to 495 code for a protein of 164 amino acids. Gene Ontology annotation, molecular function: protein binding; transcription coregulator activity. Gene Ontology annotation, biological process: regulation of DNA-templated transcription. Gene Ontology annotation, cellular component: histone deacetylase complex.